UUCUCGCGUAGACGGUCGUUUACGGUGAUUUGCAAGUUAAGAUGCUAAAUGGAAAAUUCUACACGGGUCUGCCGCCUGGCAUGAUUGAACGGGGUGCGACACAGCGUAAUCGCUUGCAAUCAAGUAUUUUCUGGCCGGAUGACACCAAAGUCGACUCGGCGGUGGAGACGCGCGUCAAACGUCGUAAUAGCUUACAAAUUGCACAAGCCGAAAGGCCACGACUGCGCAUGCAAUCAUCGGUGAGCGGUGGCGGUGAAGCAGAUAUAAAUACACGACAACUAUUUCAGAAAGAGUUUUCAAAAUCAUCAAUUGAGUUUUUGGAUAAUCUCUGUGAUGAAACGAAAGCAAGAAAACCCUUGCUCUUCAGGGGUCAUCGGAGUGCUGCUAGCGAGGUGACAGCCAAACCGACAGCGCUGAAACUGCCACUGCCCGAGAAUGUGGUGAACGCUGGCUAUACCACUGCCAAGAAGAAGCAAGCGUUCACAUCGAAAAUCGAGUUCUACGAUUAUGUAGGUGAUGAGUUGAACAAUCGGAAUAAUUUGAGACGUGCCAAAAUGGAUAUGAACGAUAAGAAGGAGAUGGAACGAAAUACGAAGAACAGUCCCAAAUUGCAAGUGAAAAACAAUAUGCGCGAUUUAAGCGCGAAUGAAAAGCUCUAUCCCGCCGAGCGACGUGAGAAAAUAGAGCUAGAGCGAGUGGGUAUCAAAAAUAUGCAGGAUAAUACUGAAAUACAAUUGAAAAACAAUAUGCGCGUCGAAACGGAGGAAGCUUUUGAUGAAGAAUACGAAGAUGUUCGUCACAAUUCAGCUGAAUAUAACAGAAAGCCGCGUGAAAGCGUCGAUCGUUUUAGAGACGAACGCAUACGUGAAUUAGAUUUUUUGGAAAGUAGACGAACUGUUAGUCCAGAGCAUGGCUACAGACGUGAACAUCGUCUACAAGAAUUGUAUGAAGAUGAAUAUGGCGCACCUGGUUAUGCGCCCACUGGACGCUAUGGGCGCGUGACGGCAGUGCGUCGUUCCAACAGCGUUGGACGUUUCACGGCGCCACCAAAACGUAUACUAAAACAACCCAUAAGAGAGCGCAGGCAUUACGAGGAUUAUGCAGAUGAUGGUUAUAGAAGCAGUGAGGUCAGUAGAAGCAAUGCCGCUUAUAGACACAGAAAUAACGAAGUGUAUGAACGACAAGCUUACAACGAGCACGAUGCUGAGGAAAAUGUGGACUACAUGGAGGAUCGCAUGAGAAAUAUGCGCGUUCGUACAUCUCCAAAGAAACAUGUCACCUACAGCGAUGACACCUACUCGCACGACGAUGAAAUGCCAACUCAGUCACGACGACGGCUCGCGUCAAACGCGCAGUCGCGCAACCGCGUACCACCACCAUUAAAAACAGCAACAAAUACGCGCACCGGAAGCAACAACCUGCAACGCCAACCAGCAACGUUACGACGCUACAAUAGUGAAAUCGAUAUCGCAGAUAAUGCUAAUGAGCAGACGUUGGAGCCGGAAUUUAUGGAAAAUGACAUGAGCGGCAGCGCUGCAACAAUCAAGUCAUUAAAUAUUGCUGACACUUACAAUAACAAAAGCAAUAACCGUCAGUGUAUUGAGGGUGAGGAGCACAAGCGUUUGGUCAAUAAAAUAAAUAACAAUAAAAACAAUAAUUACAAUAAUACCACAAGUCGUCUUAACAAUCAAACUAUAGCAUCAGCUGCACGAAAAAUCACACCAAAUAUGCCCACAUCCGCGACAACAAAGCAAAAUACCGACACGCGAAGCGCAACAUCAGAAGCGGCGACGGGAGCGGGCGUUAAAAAACAUUUGCGCAGCAGCCUCUGUUUUAACAAUGGCGAGAUCAUUGCGAGUGAUGACGGCGGUUCGACGUCCGUAAAGGCACCCACGCGCAAUGCGCGCAGCACGGCGACGCGUCAGCGCAUUAGUGUGGGUCUGCCCGAUUAACAGCUGACUUCGCGCUGAGCUAAGCGGUGGCGUAACAGGCCGCUGCACUGUAUAACGCGUGCAUGGUGAAUGGCUCGCGCUCGCUAAUACAAAGAUCAUUCAUAAAAUGAGAUAUAACAUGGUAAAGUGUUGUUGUUAUUUUAGUUGUGUCUUUAAAUGAUCGAAUUUUUAAAUGGAAAAUUAACAAAGUAACUUUAUGAACGCUAUAGUAUAUUUAGUGCGGUAUCUAAAAUGUUAAAUUUCAAUGUUAUAUACAAAUGUUUCGGUGCAUGGUAUAUAUGAAAAUAUGUAUCAGUAUUUCAUUAUUUAUGGUGUUUUGUGUUCGUAAAGUUGGAAACUCAUAAAUACCAAUGAAUACAAAUACAAUGGCAAGCCUACACUCAAAUUCAAGAGCACGUCUAUGUAAAUAGUUUUUGUACUUACUACAGCAUAUAUACAAACAAAUAAUAUAUUUUGUUGGUUAUAAAGCUUAAUGGUAUAUACAUAAAUGUAUAAGUACAGAAGAUUUAAAAUGUAUCAUUCCAAUUCUUGUAUAAUACGUAUCAAAAAAUCAGUUCUAUAUCUGAAAAAUUGGUAUACUUUCCCGAGAGAUUAAUACUAAUUUUAAAUACUAUUUUCAGAAUGAAAAAAAUAUAUCCAAACUAAAUAUUUAUAACUGUAUUUACGAGUAAAAUAAACAGCUGUACAAUAGUCAACUAGUAUGGCGUCAGCACAAGUCAUACCUUCUAUCUGUAUUCAUUUAAAAUAGUAGCUUGUGUCGAAAAGAGAAAAACGUUCUACAUUUUUGAAAUGAAAAUUAUAAUAAAUAAUAAUACGAUGAAAUUCAUUAAGAGGUAGGAAUGCAACAAAAAUUAUAACAAGUAAGGUUGUAGACCAAUUUCGCUCAUUUUCACACUGUAAUAUAGUAAUGUAAAUAUAAUGUUAUACACCGAAUUUGAAUUGAAAUCCGUCGGGCGAGUCUCGAGUGUUUUGUUUGCUCCGAAAAGUGAGCGGUGCCACUACCAAUGCCCAAUUUUGAUCCCGGCUCUAUAACAGCCCUGCUAUAUCAUUCUAGGGAGUAAAAUUUAACGUCUUUGGGUUAUUUAGUUAUUGGUUUAUCGCGCUUUUUUACACUGUGAGUUCUUAUAAUAUUUGCGUUGGGUGAAUUUGGUUGUUGUAUCCUAAGUGGAUUAAGAGAUAUGUAC
Bactrocera latifrons is the source of this 3136-nucleotide messenger RNA. RefSeq lists its product as uncharacterized. The transcript has a single exon. The record is from RefSeq and is a predicted model, not a curated record. The coding region runs from base 42 to 1952 and encodes 636 amino acids. NCBI's taxonomy places the organism in Eukaryota, Metazoa, Arthropoda, Insecta, Diptera, Tephritidae.